Molecule: messenger RNA, 1868 nt
Organism: Gadus macrocephalus (Pacific cod)
Lineage: Eukaryota; Metazoa; Chordata; Actinopteri; Gadiformes; Gadidae
Gene: ifrd1
Product: interferon-related developmental regulator 1
Exons: 12
Coding region: 196-1482 (428 amino acids)
Cellular component (GO): nucleus
Source: RefSeq, a predicted model, not a curated record
CCUAUUCCUACACGUAGCCCUGGUUGAUAAGGGAAAAUGUAUCGUCUCGGCCAACAGUUUUUCAUCAAGAUCGCGUUCAAUUCAUUUUUGUCCACCGUGCCACGGGAAGAUUUUCAUUUUAUGAGACAAUAUAAUAAAGGCUGGUCGUGUAUUGGCUGAUUUUGGACAACCUUUUUGUAUUGAUCUACAAAGGAAAUGCCAAGGUCCAAGAAGAGGAAUAGCCGGGGGGGGCAGCAGAGUGGUGCGCAUCCCUUCAGCGAUGAGGAUGCCUCCAUCGAGACCCUCAGCCACUGCAGCAGUUUCAGUGACCACAACAGUGGAGCUGAUGAAGGGGGCGAGACUGCUGAGGAUGCUGCCCAGGAAGACUUCCAGUACAAGCUGAAGGGCUUUAUCGACAGCACGGUCGAUAAGAGUGCGAAGACCAGACAGGGUGCUCUGGACGGCCUGAGGACCGCCAUGGCGACCCGCAUCCUGUACGAGUUCAUCUCGGAGAGGAGGAUGACCAUCACGGACAGCAUCGAGCGCUGUCUCAAGAAAGGUAAGGGUGAGGAGCAGAGUGCGGCGGCCUCCCUGGCCUGCCUGCUGUGCAUCCAGCUGGGCUCGGGCAUCGAAAGCGAGGAGGUGCUGAAGACCCUGAAGCCCCUCUUCAUGAGCAUCCUGGCGGACACGUCGGCCAACGUCCAGGCCAGACAGGCGGUCGCCAAAACGUUGGGCCUGUGUACUCUGGUGGCUGAAGACGACAUCUUGGACGUGCACGCCACCAUGGAGAGCUUCGAGCGCCUGUUCGUCCACUCGUACGCCCGCGGCGACGGCACCCGCCCGGCCAUCGGCCCCCAGGUCAGCGCUCUGCACACCAACGCCCUGCUGUCCUGGGCCCUGCUGCUGACCAUCUGCACCGCCAGCCAGAUCCGCGAGGUCCUGCGCAAGCAUCUGCCCAGGCUGCCCUCGUUGCUGGAGAGCGAGCACGUGAGCAUGCGCAUCGCGGCGGGAGAGACCAUCUCGCUGCUGUUUGAGCUGGCCCGCGACAUGGACGCGGAGUUUGAGUUUGAGGACGGCGAGGUCCUGUGUGACAAGCUGAGCGCGCUGGCGACCGACUGCAACAAGCACCGCACCAAGGUGGACAAACGCAAGCAGCGCUCCGUGUUCAGGGAUGUUCUGCGGGCCGUUGAGGAGGGGGACUUCCAGUCGGAGAGCAUCCGCUUCGGGACGGAGCGCAUGACCGUCGACAGCUGGAGCAGGAAGCGCAUGUACGACGCCUUCCGGGAGUUUGUGGGCGCCGGGAUGAACUACCACCUGCAGGCCAACGAGUUCAUCCGAGACGUGUUUGAACUGGGGCCCCCUAUGCUGGUCGACUCGGCCACGCUGAAGGCCAUGAAGAUCUCACGCUUCGAACGGCAUCUGUACAACUCUGCUGCGUUCAAGGCCCGGACCAAAGCCAGGAACAAGUUCAGAGAUAAGAGGGUAGACGUCGGUGAAUUCUAGUUUAAUGUUGGGUGUUCUUUCCUAAUAAUGGUUUUGGGAUCCCUCUCAAACUAUCUGUCUGUUUUUCACUUGCAUUUCCAUCUAUUCCAGACUAUCAAAUAGCAAGGCUAUUUAUUGAUCCAUACUUCUGGUCAUCGGUGCUGUGUGUGUAUAUAAUAACUACUUUCCUCUUUAUAUUUGUUUUCUUUUGAACGUGUGUUAACCUGUGGUCUUGUACCGUGUAACGCUCCUAAAUUAAUUUCCUUUCCGUAGAUUUGGGACCUAAUAACAUAAAAUGUGUCUUGGUAAGGGGAGAGGAAGCACCUUGCUAACUAUUGUAUACAAACAAUGAAGUAAUGUGUCACGCUAAAGUAGCAUGAAUAAACAUGAACUGGUAAAUCCGUUAA